AUGGGGUCUGAGUGGAGUGCGAAAAUGGAAGGAAGCCAUAUGACUACAAGACCUGUGUCAGGAAAUCUCAUCGAAGGCGGCCAAACUCCUUUUUUUGCAUCUAAUACCAGUAAUAGACCGCCUUGGCCAGGUCCAUGUAGUGUCUCCAGCACCAAGGACAUCUUGUGGGUAUUGUCUAUACCCUACCUUUCCAUUACAAACCCAGUUUGCUUUUGGUUUGACCCUUAAGUUGUCGUGCCCCUCAGCUCAGCCUCUUUGCCUCCACACUGGCAAGGGAACCAUUAAGGAAGAAAAUAUUUUUUUAGUGGUUGAACUUGAUAGACUUUAGUCUUUUUUCCACCUAGACAACUAUGUAACUAGGUAAGUUUCCCUGGGCAGUGGUGACAGAUUGAGAGAAUCAGCUGAUACUCUCAGUCUACUUCUGGCUUACUAUUGAGAAGAAUGCUUUAGAACGUUACAUACCUGAUGCUAUCAGUCUAUCACCAGCACCCAAGGAAAUGUUAUAAUAAUGAUUUUUCUUUUUUAACAUGUGGUCAGUUCUUUAUUGGGGAAGAGGGGUAUUUUCCCUAUGUCCAAUAUCACUUUUAUGUGUCAUUUGUGAUUUUUGAAAAAAAACAAAAAACUGAUAGAGAUAAUAAAUGUGAAAUUAUUUCUCUCCCGAUAUCUAAACAGAAUACAAAAUAAAUUGGAUGCCUGAAGAGGAUAACUCCAGAAGUGAAAUAUUGUGGACUAUUUUUCAACAUAAAAAGGUUGCAAUUUCACUUGCUAUAACACAGCAGUUCCCAUUUCUUCAUGGAUUGCGAGAUUUAGGUUUUCUAUCUGAGGAUGAAUCAUUGGUGAGUGUUAUUCUUAUUAUUAAAAAAUAUUAUUAAUGCGUACUUAGAAAUGGUUGAAUUAGUCCUUAGUUCCUUUAUGGGCUCUUUUAAUUGUUCACUAAGCUUUUCUACUAUCUUGUUAUUGUUGCAUGUGUCUGAAUGGUACAAAUACGUUGCAUAGAGAAUAACUUUGUAAGGUGUUCCAUAUUUAUUAAGCUGGAUAAUGAUAAUUUAUGAUUAGUCUCUUAACACAAUAUUCAAAGCAGCUUUAUUUGAUCAGGAGGAUUAAAGACAACAUUUUGGUCUCACUAUAAGACCUUUGUCAAGUCUUGAUAAAGUGACUUGACAAGUAUCUCAUAAUGAGACCGAAACGUUGUCUUUAAUGCUCCUGAUCUAAUUAACUGCUGAAAUGAAGUUGUUGUUUUCCUGUUUUGGAUUUAUUGGAGAUGACUUUGGGGAGCUUGCCAUUUCCUUAUCUGAGUGCACCAACUGUUAUUUCAGGCUGAGUGUGGUCCCUUUCUACUGUGUGAAUUAAUUUCUUAAAAUACACUGAUUCAUUCUAGAAUGUUGUACUUUGUGUGCAAAAAUAUCGACUGACAAUCUGGUUUACAAAAUCAGCAUCUAGCUUUUCAGGAAUUCAGUCUUGUGAAUCCGAACUUGAAAUCCAUUAACAUAGUAAAAGUGUGAUAUAACCACUGGAUAAAGUAACUGGAUUUCUGCCGGAUCUUUGUUAUCAAUGACAUCUAGCAAAAGAACAAUAAAAAUCUUCUUAAUAUUUUUGUAUGAAAUACUAAAACACAGCUAGGGGAGUUUCUUCAGCACCUCCCCUCCCUUUUACCCACCCACCUUAGUUUUAGACCAAUCCAGUAACCAGAACCUGCUCUGCAUUAUCGCACUGAUCAGACUCCCUCUCUUCUCCCCCUAUCAGGAUGUUGCAAGGUGAAGAGAUCUUCCAACUGCACAUGUGUUAAUCUGUCAGGCAUGCCCACUGCACUUUUCCAGCAUUCCUAGGGAUAGGACUCUGAUUGGUUAGACCAGUGUCUCCCCCGGAGUGAGCGUGGAAAACACAAGAAAGCAGAAGCAGUUAAAUGGGAAAAAACAACAUAUUUACAUGCUUGUUUCAGCCUGCACAUUGAGGCAACUAUUGAAGUUUAAAAGAUUGAAUUAGACAGUUGUCUCAAAUGGACGUAUGUCCCUUCAACAUUAUAUACCAGUGUAUACUUAUACACUUAUACUUUAUAUAAGAGUGUCAUUAGUGGAAUAUUCAACAAGCUGUUAUGCUGCUAAACUGGAAUGUAGGUAAAGUGUGAUACACUUUACACUAAAUAUUGUACUUUAUUACACUUGUGAAGGCUAGUGCACAGUAAUAUUAGUACUGUAAUGAUUUUUGUAUAUUGAGCACACUUGUUCAUUGUGAGGAUUUUUAACACUUUUUGAAGAUUUUUAACACUUUUUAAAAUAUUUAAUUUUGUCACUAAUUUUGAAGGAAAGGUGCACCUUUUUUGUUUUUUAAUGUCAUAUUGCCGCUCUCUGUCUCUUACACUGUGCUGUUGUGCAAGCUGGAAUACAUGGCAACUAAGGUAAAACUGCCUGGGGGAAUUAAAGGGUAGUGGCAGGGCAUACAUAGUGCUAGUUGCUGUGGAGUGAAAAGGUUGGGGCUACGUGAUUGUGUCUCUGGCUGUAUGUCAGUUUAACAGUCAAUAUGUAUCUCUUGUGUGUGAGUAUGUAUAUCUGGCUGUGUGUGUGUAUGUGUCUGCCUGUAUGUCAAUGUCUAUAUAUUGUGUAUGUGUGUGUGUAUGUCUGACUGUGUGUGUCUGGAUGCAUGUCAGUUUGACAUUGUAUGUGUAUCCAUUGUUUGUGAGUAUGUAUGUCUGACUCUGUGUCAAUUUAACAUUGCAUAUCUAUCUAUUGUGAGUGUGUAUGUAUGGCUGUGUGUGUGUCUGGCUGUAUGCCAGUUUGACAAUGUAUGUGUAUGUAUUAUGCAAGAAUGUGUGUUUGAAAGUUUAUGUUUGUAUAUCUGUGUGUGGCAAGGAGUGUGUAUGUAGGUAAGGGGGCCUGAGAUUUCUGAUGGCAGCUCUGUUUACAAAAUAUUCCAGUAUAAUGUGUUUUGGUAUUUGUGUAUGUCUGUAUUUAAGUAAAAACUAUUAUAAAAUCACUCUGUUUUUGCCUUUACUCUAUGUUGUUGUUCCAUGUGAUCACUUGAAAUACCCUUUUUAAAUACUGAAUAGAGCUAACUCAAGUUAUUCUGUCUCACGUAUAAAAGUAUUCGUUGUUUAUAAUUUUAUUGAAAUUUUUAAUAUACAAUAUAUUUCAUGUUAAAAAGUAGCAUAUUUCAUUCAGUCAUGUACAUGCAUUAAUAAAAUGGUGCGCACAAGAUGCUUACAUUGUGCACAUAAUAUACUUACACCAUGCACUCACUGUGUACUGUGCCCAUAAACUACUUACAUAGGUUCUUAAAAUCAGGUACAUGCAUGACGCAUGAAGUACUGCCCAUUAGCCCUAUAAUAAACAAUUCAGACCAGUUCAGAGAACUUUCACUAUUACACAAAGAAGAAUCAGAGGAUACCCAUCGGAUCAAUUGUCAAUCACCUGUCCAUAAACUUACCUCCCCCACUGUCUUGUAUUUGUGUAUCAAUAGCCACUAGACUAUAGAACCAGGAAAUGUGGAGUCCUCUAGUAAUUUUAGUCCUUUAGGGCUAGAUAAGAGGGCAUCCCAUGUCAUUUUAGGUGUUUUAUAGCUAGAGGACGUAUUAUCCUCUGCCCAAUAAAUGUUUUAAGGUCAGAGUACUGGUCCUUCUUUUUGCGUACGAGGUGUUAGUUUACCCUGCAUGAUCUGACCUCAAACAUUCACCCCUAGGCCCAAGGGAGAGGGAUGAGGGGGUCCUAAUCGCCAGGCCUCCUCUGGUUAAUAGACCUCAACAUGUUUUUAUUUCACAGAUUUGUUACUGUUAUAGAUACAAACAAAGACACUGUUUUGUUGUUUUCAACAUUAUUUACAGUGUUACACUAUAUUUUCCUCCAGCAUAGAGCAUGCUCCACACUGGGAAAAUAUUUACAUUUAGAAUUUAACCUGCGAGUUGUGUUGGUAAAUAUCACAGAUCUAUUUACCAACAUCCUCCUGUAAUUCCACAUAGCAGCUAUGCCAGUUUCACCACUAUCUAGUAAAUCAAAAUGUUAGUGCAUAUUAAUGUUUGUAAUACAAACAUUAAGCCUAUGGUCACUGCACUGAGCAAAUUAAAAUUUAAGGUUUUAUUUUUUUUUUAUUUUUUUUUUGCGGCCCACAUAAACUUAAACCUUGUUUAUGUGGCCCGAUCCAGACUUUGAGUUUAACAUGCUUAAUCUGGAGGAUUACCAUAUCAGGUUACAGUGCUGACUGUCUUGAGUCAUUUUUUGCAUUACUAUAUGCAUCUAUUGUUUGUGGAUUAUCCUGAUUUUAUUCUUUAGCUCAUUAAAGUUUUCAAGGAAGCACUUUUCUUUUCUAUUAACUUUUAGGCUAGUUUUUAGUAUUUAGUGUGUGUUUGGUACAGUAUUGCUUUUUGAUUAUUAUAUUUACUGUUUAUAGUAAAUAAUAUUGUAAUGCCAUAAUGGUCACGCUGCUGUGUGUUAUCCAUACACAUAGCACUAGUGUGUAUCCCUAGCUCUAUCCCUAUGGUACAUAUUGUGGACUGAACUUUAUCAUUUACAUUUUAUUAUUUUUUUGUGGACUUAUUUUGUACUAUUUCACUUGACAUUUGGGGACCUACGGAGUAUAGUGAUUGUGGACUUUUUACUAUCACUAUCUCUCAAUGAUCGUGGAUUUGAUAUUUACUGGAUAUUUCCCUUGGCCUUUUUAGUCCCGUACUUUAUGAUCAUUUUUUAUUUAUGUAUUUAUAUCUGAAUUGCUGGUUAUUAUAGCUCCUGGAAUUGUAGCUUGUAGCUCCUGGAAUUUCAUUUCCAUCUUAUUUUUAUAAGUGAGAUCUGUAUUUUUAUGUACUUAUCUCUCGACGUCUGUAAAGCACCGUUAUCCAAAUAUAGUACACUUUUUUUCCUUUUUGGUAAUUUUAAAGUUUUUUUUUUUUUUUUGUGGAAUCUGCAUCUAUUAUUUUUUUUCUUGGGGGUUUGCAUGCAGAGGAAACUAAAUUGUAUUCUAGGGGGACUUUACAGAGCCCAUAGUGAAGGAUCAUAAGGUACAGAAAGCCUUUUACCACGUCAAAACUAUAACUAGGAAGUUGGACGUGUGAGAAAAUCAAAGUAAGAAAAGUAACACAUAGGCAAUAUUAGUACUGAAGUUUAUUUUGUAAACAAAAUGAAAAAACUAAACAAAAAAAUUAUAUAUGUAAAUUAACAUCAAUUGUCUUUUUCAUAGAUGCUGCAAGCAGAUGAGAGGUCCAUUCACCGUGUGGUGUAUGAAAGUCUGUGCUGGAUUGAGGAGAAGAAAAUAGACAUUAAAACCUUUUUUGAUUACACUUUUCAGAAAUGCUUCCUGGACUUAUAUCGCAAGCUAAAUGACAUCUCACAACGUAAGUUGCAAUGUCUUAAGGUCUUAAGGUGUAGUACUUUCAAUGAGAAUAUUAACCAAUUUGAGAAAGUAAUUUGAAAAUCUUGUAUUGAAUAUGGUUUAAAGUGUACACUUGAUAAGCAUGCUACAAAGCAAGACAUACAAAACAUUUUUUAAAUGGUUCAGCAUUUUUGUAUCACUAUAUUAUCAUUCACAUUUUUGCCUAUUGUUAUUGCUGCCAUUUAUAUAGAGCCAACAGAUUCCAUAGCGCUUUACAAUAUUAGGAGAGGGGGGGUUUAACUAUAAAUAGGACAUUCACAAGAAAACUAACAGGAACAAUAGGUUGAAGAGGACCCUGCUCAAACGAGCUUACAGUCUAUAGGAGGUGGGGUGUAAAACUUUAAUGAGUUAACACAAGGAAAUAGACUAACGAUUUAAAUUACUAAACAUGUAUCUGGUUGCUCUUUUUUUGGAAUUUAGUUUUCUGAAUUGUUCUAUAAUAACUGAUGCAAGAGAAAAUAAAAAAAUCUCUAAAUACAGUAACGCAAUGAGAUUUAUAUAUAUAUACCAAAAAUCCUGCACUUCUACUGAACAUGAAAAAAAAUCUUAGUAUUACCCACUGCUCUGCCCCACAUGUAGAUAGAAUUCCAUAAUUACAAGCACUCCAGGAAGAUCCAAAGGAAAUCUUUUCUUUACUGAUCUUCAAAAAGUGAUGCCCAUAAGUAAAAGUCGAUGUUUCAGUUCUGUAUACAAACUUGCGAGGAAAUAAAAACAGACUAAUGAAUAGGUACUAUUUAUAAGGGCUCAAAUGAGACACUCACUUUCACCUGAGUGCUAAAUGGCAUGUUCAGGCAUCCAGGGCUUUAAAAUAAUCAGACCGUCAGCUAAGCUUUAUCCCGAGGUUCUGAAUGCCUGACAAGCAUUACCAUGGAUUAUGCAGAUGAGCAAAGGUAGUGUACCUGGGUGGUAUAGAUAGUAAACACUGAAUUGUCGGACCUCUAGCCAUGGAUAAAUGUUUAAGAGCCAGGCACCACAGAGUUUAGUUCUUCUGUUCAGCUUCCAGCUCUGCCACCUUGUCAUGUCUAUUUUUUUUUUUAAAGUGCAAUAUACAACUGUAAUCAAAAUUAUAUUUGAAAAUCCGGUUUAUUGUUACAAUUUACAGACUUUCAUCUGUUUUCAAUGAACAAAUCCAACAAAAGGAAUUGAAAUAGCUCAACACAAUGAAUGAUUCAAGUAAUUGCCCCAAAUUCACCUUAAAAUACAACUUAUAAUGACUUCUCCAGUCUCAAAAUUAUUCAACCCCUUUAUGGCAAGCGUCUUUAGUACUUAGUAGAGCACCUUUUUGCUGUUAUGACCUGCUGCAAACAAGAUGCAUAGCCAGACACUAGCUUCUGGAAGCGUUCCUGAGGAAUCAUGAACAAUAGCCUCCAGUUCAGUAAUAUUCUUGGGUUUGCAUGCUGCAACCACCUUCUUCAAAUACCACCAGAGAUUUUCUGUGGUGUUCAAGUCAGGUGACUGUGAUGGCCACUGUAGAAUUAUUCAGGACUUCUUCUCAACCAUGCCUUGGUUGAAUUUGAGGUAUGCUUGGGAUCAUUGUCUAGUUGGAAGGUCCAAUGACGCCCAAGCUUCAGCUUCCUCACAGAUGGCAUGAUGUUUUCUCCUAGGAUUUCUUGAUACUUCAAUGAAUCCAUCAUUCCACAUGCUGCAGGUUUCCAGUGCCUGAGGAGACAGGGCAGCCCCCGAGUAUCACCAAGCCACCACCAUACUUAACUGUAGGAAGAGUGUUAUUUUCAGCAUAUCUUCCUUCUUCUUCCUCCAGACAUACCACUGAUCCAUUGGGUCAAAAAGUUUCAGUUUUGUUUUUACCGCUCCACAUAACAGAAUCAAAAAUUUAUGUGGCUUAUUUAUGUGAUUUUGAGCAUAUUGGCUGCUUUUUCUUGUGCUUUUGGGUCAGUGAUGGUAUACAUCUUGUAGUUCUGGCAUAGAAAUCUUCUGCAUUUGAUUUAAGACAUCUUAAGGAAAAACUAGUAUUAAGAGUUCAGAACCCCAAAGCAACUUAGAUCUCUAUCACAGUCUACCUUUUUAUAAUUGUCUAUAUGUAAACAGCUGCAGAUGAGCUAUUCAUGAUGAUGACACAUUCCAAAUGUUUUCAACAACAUUUGUGUCAUUAUUAGUUCACAAAAUGUGGGCCCUUUACCUUAUAUUAUACAUUCACGUUUAGGAGAGCUCAAUCACUUUGGACUUCCAGACCCACCAACUGUAAAGGAGGUGGUGUAGGCAUCGUUCUCUCCCCUCAAUGUACAUUUCAACCAACCUUUCCUGCCCAUGCCCCUGCUCUAUCUUUUUCUCCCUUUGAAGUUCACACUGUCAGCCUAUUUAAACCCACUCUAAGAAUUGUCAUCAUUUAUCAUCUCCCCGGUCAUCAUAGGCUACUCAUUGAACAUGUUUCUUCCAAUUUCCUCUCCUCUAGCACUUCUUGCCUCAUUAUUGGGGACUUUAAUAUCCCAAUCAACAACCCCAACUGCUCUGAUGCCUCUCAUCCUCCAUUGGACUCACACAGUGGUCUAAUUCAGCAACUCAUACAGCAGGUAACACUCUUGACCUCAUCUUCACCAAUCUCUGUACCACCUCUAAUCUCUCCAAUAUCCAAUUUCCUCUAUCUGACCACCAUCUGCUGUCCAUUAACAUUGACAUACCCCGUAACCAAAUUACACCACCCUCACCAUAUCAGUCUCGCAGAAACCUCCAUUUUCUUGACCCACAGUGAUUCUUUACCAACCUCCUUUACAAACCGCACUUCACCCAUCUCUAACCUCACUUGCCGUAACACUGCAACCUCCCUCUACAACUCCACUCUUUCCUUUCAACUAGACAUCAUGCCACCUACUACACUUAAAUGCAGCAAGCGCCCCCAAUUACAACCCUGCAUAGCAAGCUGACCCGAUACCUCCAAAAAUGUUCCAGAAAUGCUGAACUCUGCUGGAAAAAGUCACACUCUGCAUCUGACAAUUUAUGUUGCACUCCUACAGUCUGGCUCUUUACUCUUCAAAAGAAAACUACUUCAAUUCACUCAUAACCACAAUCUCCUGCGAGCCCAAAUGACUGUUUCAUGCUUUUAACUCUCUUCUUCGCCCUGUUGUGCUUCCUCCUCCUACCAACUUGACCGCCACAAACUUUGCAACUCACUUCACUGAGAAGAUCUCUACAAUCUGGUAAGAGAUCUCUCUUCUCUCUCUAUCCCCUACCAACCUUUCCCCUAACCACACUCCCUCAGCUGUCCUAUGCUCAUUUGCACCUGCUACAGCAGAAAAGGUUUCUGCUCUGCUCCAUUCCUCCCGCCCGACCACCUGUUCCCUCGAUCCUAUUCCCUCAUAUCUCAUCUGCACUUUGUCUCCUCUUGCUCUUCCUCUCACUAAAAUUUUCAAUCUCUCCUCUCCUCUGGCACAUUUCCUCUACCCUUCAAAUGUGCAACCGUUACAGUGUCUUGAAAAAGUAUUCACCCUCCUUGGUAUUUUUCGUCUUUUGUUUCCUCACAACCUGGAAUUAACAUGGAUUGGGAUUUGCAUCAUUUAAUUUAUAGAACAUGCCCACAACUUUGAAGAUUUUUUUUUUAUUGUGAAGCAAACAACAAAUAGGACAAAGUAACAGAAAAAGUCAAUGCGCAUAACUAUUCACCCCCCUAAAGUCAAUACUUUGUAGAGCCACCUUUUGCGGCAAUCACAGCUCCAAGUCGCUUUGGAUAAGUCUCUGAGCUUGCCACAUCUUACCACUGGGAUUUUUGCCUAUUCCUCCUUGCAAAACUGCUCCAGCUCCUUUAAGUUGGAUGGUUUGCGCUUAUGAACAUCAAUCUUUAAGUCUGACCACAGAUUUUCUAUUGGAUUGAGGUCUGGGUUUUGACCAGGCCAUUCCAACACAUUUACAUGUUUCCCCUUAAACCACUCAAGUGUUGCUUUAGCAGUGUGUUUGGGGUCAUUGUCCUGCUGGAAGGUGAACCUCCAUCCUAGCCUCAAAUCAUGCACAGAGUGGUACAGGUUUUGCUCAAGAAUAUCCCUGUAUUUAGCACCAUCCAUCUUUCCCUCAACUCUGACCAGUUUCCCAGUCCUGGCUGCUGAAAAACAUCCCCACAGCAUGAUGCUGCCACCACCAUGGUGUUCUUUGGGUGCUGUGUUGGGUUUGUGACGGAAAUAGCAUUUUCUUUGAUGGCCGAAAAGUUCAAUUUUAGUCUCAUCAGACCAGAGCACCUUCCUCCAUACAUUUUGGGAGUCUCCAACAAUCCUUUUCACAAACUCAAAAAGUGCCAUUUUGUUUUAUGCUGAAAGUAAUGGCUUUCUUCUGGCCACUCUGCAAUAAAGCCCAACUCUAUGGAGCGUAUGGCUUAUUGUCGUCCUAUGUACAGAUACUCCAGUCUCUGCUGUGGAACUCUGCAGCGCCUCCAGGGUUACCUAAGGUCUCUGUGCUGCCUCUCUGAUUAAUGCCCUCCUUGCCCGGUCCGUGAGAUUUGCUGUGCGGCUGUCUCUUGGCAGGUUUGCUGUUGUGCCAUGUUCUUUCCAUUUUGUUAUGAUAGAUGUGAUGGUGCUUCUGGGGAUAAUCAAAGAUUUGUAUAUUUUCUUUAUAACCUAACCCUGACUUAUACUUCUCAACAACAUUGUGCCUUACUUGUUUGGAGAGUUACUUGGUCUUCAUGGCAGUGUUUGGUUAGUGGUGCCUCUUGCUUAGGUGUUGCAGCCUCUGGGGCCUUUCAAAAAAGGUGUGUAUAUGUAAUGACAGAUCAAGUGACACUUAGAUUGCACACAGGUGGACAUCAUUUCAUUAAUUAUGUGACUUCUGAAGGUAAUUGGUUACACCAGAGCUUUUUAUUGGCCUUCAUAACAAAGGGGGUGAAUACAUGCGCACAUGCCAAUUUUCUGUUUUCUAUUUCUAAAAAAUAUUUUUAUGUAUAUAUUUUUCUCAUAGGUAAAAAGUCAAGGGGGGUGAAAACUUUUGCAAAGCACUGUACCCCAAUUCUAAAAAAGCCCAACAUUGAUCCCAAUUCCCCAUCAACUACUACCCUAUCUCAUUACUACUACCACUACUACUAUCUCACCAUUUGCCUCCAAGAACCUUGAGAGAAUUGUGUGUGCAAGAUUGACAGACUUUCUCGAAUCCAACUAUCAGCUCGACCAGCUGUAAUCUGGAUUUCGCGCUUGUCACUCUGUUAAAACAGCUGUGACCAAAGUAUCCAAUGAUCUUAUCACUGCAAAAUCCCAUGGCCACUACUCUAUCCUAAUUCUCCUCAACCUUCCUGCUGCUUUUGACACUGUUGAUCAUCAACAGCUUCUUCUCAUCCUUUGUAGUCUACAAGAUACUGAUCUCUCCUGGUGCUCUUCCUACCUCUCCCAACGUCCUUUCAGUGUUUCUUUCUCUGGCUCUGCCUCCUCUCCCCAAUCCCUCUCUGUUGGUGUUCACCAAGGGUAUGUCCUCUGUUGGUGUUCACCUAUUGUUCUCAAUCUACACUGCCUCCCUUGGUAAACUCAUCAGCUCCUUCGGCUUCCAGUAUUAUUUCUAUGCGGAUGACAUGCAAAUGUAUCUGUCCUCCCCUAAAUUUCUCACCACCCCUCUUGACUCGUGUCUCUGAUUGUCUCUCUGCUAUUUUCAACCGGAUGGCUGCUCAUUUCCUUAAACUUAACCUGUCCAAAACAGAAUGUCUGCUUCCCUCCCUGAAGUGUUGCUACUCCCUUGUCUGUUUCCCUCCAAGUCAAUGGUGCUACUAUCCGCUCUAUCUCGCAGGCUCUCUGCCUAGGUGAUCUCUUUGACUCCGACCUCUCCUUCACCUCUCAUUUCAAUCAAUCAUCAAAUCCUGCUGCUUCCAUCUCAAAAACAUAGUGCGCAUCCGACCAUAUUUAACGCCUAAAACGGCUAAGGUCCUUGUCCAUGCCGCUAUCCUCUCUCGCUUUGACUACUGUAAUCUGCUUCUCACUGGUCUUACGUGUUCCCAACUUUCCCCCGUUACAGUCUAUAAUGAAUGCAGCGGCGAGGCUCAUCUUCCUGUCUGCCCGCACCUCCCACACCUCCCCCUCUGUAAGUCCCUACAUUGGCUUCCUGUAAGAUAUAGGACUCAAUUGAAGAUCCUAAAACUUUCUUACAAAUCUCUGCACAAUACUUCUCCGACCUACUUAUCCUCACUAAUACACAAAUAUGUCCUGUCUAGGCUCCUACACUUUGUAAGAGACCUAUGUCUAACCUCUGUUCGUAUUCCUACCUCUAAAGGUUGCCUUAAAGACUUCUCUAGGGCUGCACCAUUCCUGUGGAACACCCUUCCCCUCUCUGUUAGACUUUCACACAGUCUCCACUCCUUCAAAAAGUCUUUGAAAACUAACUUCUUUAGGAGAGCAUAUCAAUUAAACUGUGAACAGCUUUCUCUCCCCACACCCUGAUUCCGCUCCUGAAACUGUCAUCAAAACGAAACACUAAGCCCUCAGUAAAUACUAUCCUAGCAACACACUUAUUUUACCAUACCCUUACCUUUUGUGUCACUAUACCCUACUCCCUCUAGCAUUUAAGCUUAUUGAGCAGGACUCUCAAUCCCUCUGUUCCUGUGUUUCCAACUUGUCUGGUUACAAAUACAUGUCUGUUAGUCCACCCGUUGUACAGCACUGCAGAAUUUGUUGGUGCUUUGGUAAAUAUUACUAUUAGUAAUAAAAAUAUUACUGACAUAUUAAAGUAAUUUCCCCCUUAUUAAAUUCAAUAGCCAAAAUAACUUGAUCAACCAAGUGAAAACACUCUUCAAGAAAUAAUGAAUACUCAAAAAAUUAUCAAACUUAAAGGAUCACUAUAGGGUCAGGAACACAAACAUGUUUUCCUGACCCUAUAGUGUUAAAACCAUUAACUAGCCCACCCCCCCCCGGGCCCAUCAUGCCUCCAUAAAUAUAGUAAAAAUCUUACUGUAUUCAAGCCUGAAGCUGUAACUCAUGCAUGCUGUUUGUCUCAGAAAACAAGCAGUCUGCUGACAUCAUCAGAAGUGGUAGCCUGAUCCAAUCACAGUGCUUCUCCAUAGGAUUGACUGAGACUGACAGGGAGGCAGAUCAGGGGCUGAGCCAGCAUGAUUCAAACACAGCCAUGGCCAAUCAGCAUCUCCUCAUAGAGAUUAAUUUAAUCAAUGAAUCUCUAUGAGGAAAGUUCAAUGUCUGCAUACAGAUGGAGGAGGUACUAAAUGUUUGGAUGCAGCCAUGACCCAGGAAGGAUCUCUAACAGCCAUCUAAGGAAUGGCCAGUGAAGUUAUCACUAGCCUGUAAAGUAAACACUGCAUUUUCUCUGAAAAGACACUGUUUACAGCAAAAAGCCUGAAGGGAAUGAUUCUACUCACCAGAACAAAUGCAAUAAGCUGUAGUUGUUCUGGUGACUAUAGUGUCCCUUUAACAGUUUUGUGCACGAGCAAAGCAAGAACAUACAUCUAAAAUGUGUUUGUGAAGGUAGGGUUUGCAAUUUGCACCAACCACGAUGUACAUAACACCAGUCUAUUAUACAGUUGAUUGUUGAGAAUUGUCAACCUGUGAUAUAAUUGCAAAGCUGCAAAUCACCAUUUGGUUUGUUAUUAAAUUGUGAAAUUGGCAUUCUGAUCCUGGCUUUAAGUUCAUAACAGUUUAUUUUUUGGGCAGCAUUAUUGGCAGAAAGGGAUUUUUAAAAUGUUGAUCGUGUUGAAGAUGAAUAAAUUAUAUCUGCCAAACUUCAGAAAUCUUUGUCUAAUGAAACCUCAUAAGCUCCAGAUAUCUGCCUGGGGACAUUAUUUCUUGGUCUUCUCAAUGUAACAACAAAGAUUACAUGUAAAUUAUAAAUGAAUAUUCAAAUAUUGUAAAGUAUGUCCUACAUGGAAAAAAAGAUAAAAGAAAACAAGGUAUACCUUAUAUAUGGCAGAAUGCAAGAAAUGUGGUGUCAGAAGUAUGCACCUAACAGGACAUCACAUUGUACAUCAAAUAAGAUAUUUUUUUUCUAAAAGGCUGACCAUAUAAUGCAGGUAAAACAGAACAAAAAGUGACAACUCAUUUAUCUCCAUGCAUCCACUGCUCUAAAUAUUGAGCUUGUGUGGUACAAUUGCCACCAUAUAGUUAGCUGAUGCUACAAGCUGUAGCAAUGCAGGAAAACAGUUGAGAUAAUAUAGAAUACGUUGACAACCCAAAUGAUAAAGCCUGACUCAAAAACUCUAUUGCACUGUUUAUAUUGUCAGUUUGUUUUCAGGGAUACCUUUUCUGUGUAGUGGCUGACGUUCUUUUGUUUGGUUUAUGUGUGUUUUUUGGUGAGUGCUUGUUGUCCCUUUUCUUCACCUAAAUUAGCAAAAAUGGAAAUGGUGAAUUCCUGAUAUUACUCAACAGAAGAAACAUUCUUCGCAGUAAAGGCUGUAUGUAAGAGAUUGUUUACUACCACAGCGCUACAUACUACAGAGCUGGGUGGUUCUUUACAACACCAAUCCUUGUAACAUAAUAAUUGUUUAUACUGUACGUUCCCUUUUAUGACAAGUCUGAGGCAGCAAAAUUACAUUUAUUUUUACAUAUCUUAUAUUUAUAUAAUACUAUACAGAUUUCAAUUUCUUUUAAAACCCCUUUUCUCCUCUUACAGGCAGUUUUCACCUAGAAAACAAAUGAAUUAACAAGUGACUGAGCUUACAAAUCAGAUCUUCAAUCCAUGCCUCUUGUAAUUAACAAAGAAAAUAAGACUAACGCUAACUAUGGGUUCUCAGAGUCUUAGUAAAUGAGUCCUGAUGAAAGGAAACGGGGCUACUGGGAAAUAUCCUCUUUUCUAAGUCACCCAAUCUGCAUAUAUUAAUGUUUCCUAUAGUGACGAGGGGGUCAUGGAUACCCAGCGUAUUUAACUCAAUUCUCUGUUUACAUUGUAUAAAAACAAUGUGUCUAUAUAAAGAGGCUCCAAAAUUAAUGUCUCAACAAUGAAAAAUAAUAUAAGCCUUUCUAGUCUGAUAGCUGGAAAAAGAGUAUGGUCAUAUUGUGGCCUUAAUGAUAUCAUUGCUCAUCUCAAAAUUGUGAUCAGCUCAGUUUACUUCCAGUCAGUCAAUCAUCAUGUACCAACUUAGAAAAUGUUGCAACUUCACUGAACUUAUUCAGUAAUAACACAUUCUAUUCUAGAUGACAGGUUUUUCAGAGUUUCUGCAAUUGUUACUAUCUGCAAGUAAAUCCAGCUACUUAUAAUGCAGGGUAAUGGCAGAUGAUUCUUCUUGAAGAUCGUCUCCUUCAAUUGACUAAUCUGAGUCUUCACACCUUGUUUUAUUGACCUAUAAGCAUAGUGCACCUUUAAGAUUAAAUGAUUGAGAGAAGAUUUACCAUAGAGCGUUUAAUGCCACCGUGCUUAUAACAAUUGUUUAAUUCAUUUACACCUUUGCAUUACAGAAAUCCAGGCACAAGAUGACCCUGUGAAUAAAUGUCCAACCAAUACUAAAGAACUGGAACUAAUUUUGAGCCGAGGGAAAACUAGUAUUUCCAAUAUUAUAAAAGAACGUUUUCCAUUCAUGAAUGGCCUGCAAGACAGAGGAAUUCUAACUGAACUAGAAUUACUAGUAUGUACUAAUACCUGCUCUGCAUUUUUAGAAGCUGUUUUUUAAAAAAUUUUUUAUUAAAACUAGUUGAUGAUAUUCACUAAGUAUAUUUUAUGUACACCUUUAUAAUACUAUGUAAGACACCACUUUGCCCCCAUAAAAGUCUGAAUUCUUCAUGACAAAUAUUUUGAUGUUGGAAUAUGAUGUUGAAGUUAUGAAAGAAUUUAUACCCGUAAGUGUUUUUUUUUAUAGGUUUUAACAAGAAUAUAAUGUUUUAAUGAAAUAUUGUAAUAUUUAGUUGUUAUGAAGGAUAGGUGUCCCACACAGUGAUUGAUUUACAUGCAAUACCCAUUUAGCUAUGAAUACCCACAAGCACACCAGGUUUAUGUGUGUGAUGAAUCUCUGUUGUCCCUCUGUGACACCUAUAAAUGUGUAAUCUGUGAUUUACAAGAACAUAAUUCAAGUUGAUACCUACAUCCAAAAAAGUUUAUUUUUUUUCCUACUGUAGUUACAAGAUCUUGUAUAAUUACUAAUUCUGUAAUUAUUCGGUUAUGCGUGUUUGGCCCACAGGAACUUCAAGCAGAUGAGAGCACUACUACGAAUGUUGUGUAUAAAACUUUGAACCUCAUUGAAAAGAAGAAAAACCUAAUACCAUAUUUCUUUGCCUAUCUGUCUCAAGACAUCUACCUUGAAAAGUAUCCCAAACUGAAGAAUAUUUUUCAAAGUCUCUUACAAAGUAAGUGCUACUAAUUUCUUCUGAGCACCAACAGCCAACCUUUAUUCUUGUAACUGCUUAUACAAAUCACAAAUGGUUGGGUUAUUUGUAGGGUAACGUGCUCUGGUUUGGCAUAACAUAGAAACAUAGAAACAUAGAAUGUGACGGCAGAUACGAACCAUUCGGCCCAUCUAGUCUGCCCAAUUUUCUUAAUACUUUCAUUAGACUAAUAUACUCUGCUUAUGGCAUAUGAAAAGUUUAAAAAAUUAGGUUAGGUUGUGAACAAUGCCAAAAAUGAAAAUAGUGAAAUGUGACACACAGUUUAUAUACCAAAACAUAUUACACAUGUAUACACAUUUCAAAUGUACUAUAAAACCUUCUCCUUACAAACACAUCUUGAAUUUGCACUACUAUUAGAAUUGGUUCUAAUUCACUUGUGAAAAUAGCAAUAAAAAAAAGCUAAUCUAUUGAUGAAGAUUUGUGACUCCUAUGGCAAGCAUGGAAAUGAGGAGACUUAAUUUAAAUGCUCAUCUGCUAAUAUUACCAACCAGACCUCCAAUUAUAAGAGUCCUAUAAUAUAUAGAUCUUCUCAUUACAUUACAAUAUAAGUAACAAUAUACAUAAUUUAAGAUAAUACUAUCAAUUCUCACUUCAUUAAAAAAACAUAUUACACCUAAAAAAGAUGAAAGCUUAAAAAUUAUAUAAUGACAAAAAUCAUAAUCAUGUGACAUUAAAAAGAGGAGACUCCAGACAAUGAAAUGAUUGCUACCUGAAAAUGAAAAGCACAGACCGAAAGAGUCCCACAGGGUGAAACGCGUUUCAGGACGGAGUAUGCGGACAGAUCGUUUUAACAUUUUGUUGCUGUUUGCAAGUUUUAUGGAAGUAUAUAUUUUGCACUUGAUCUGGCCAUGGAAAUCAAUCUGCAUAUUCCUGGUAGAGUAAUACUUAUUAAAGAAGAGAAGUGUUGCCCUAACUGACACUAGGUUUGCUGUACCUAAGCUGGGUUAACAGGCUUUAUCCAACGUGAGCUAUUAAGCUUAACAUUGAGAGGCUGUUUAUUCUUAAAAUCUACCACACAAGUGUUUUUUUUUUUUUAAAUCUGUGUACUCUUGCAGGAAAAACUUAAAGAAAUGAAGAAAGAGGUAGUGUGCCGCCUUAAAGGCACAGACGCAUUUGUGAUUAGAGCCACACUGUGCACAGUACAGUACUCACAGUAUAUUUUGCUUUAUCACUUCAAUAUUUCACUAUCAUUUCUAUUUUGUUUAUUGUGUUUUAUAUGAGGACACGAAACCCCAAGUGAAACAGGGGUUUGUUUUUUGCAACAUUUUGAGCUCUUCACUCAAAUAUUUAUUUGGAGUUAGGGUUACACCACAUAUUUGUACACUAUUAAAUUUGUUUUGACUGCUGACAAAUUUUCAUUAAGCACCCAAACACACAUGCACCAUUUCCCCCUUUUUUCCCCUUUUUUGUAAAUUCAUGUUUUUGUUUUGUACUUUCACAGAUGAAACUACGGCACAGAGGUUGGGAAAUAGAAUCAGUAAGGAGCCAGAUUUCGAUGAGUCAGGAGUAAAAGAUAUAUUACCAGGAAUGGGAGAAGGUCAGGAUUACAGAGGUAUGGAAAUAUGAAUAAACUAGCUAAGGUCAGGAACAGAGAACAAUACAGAAUCAAUAACUAGCAACGGUCAAAAUCAGAAAAAAUAUAAAUAUAUAUAGACCCUGGCUAGUUAUUGACGCUGUAUAUAUAUGUACAUACACGCAUACACCAACCAAUUAAUGACAGAUAUGUAGAGGAGAGGUAAUUAAACACAUUUGGGUAGUUUGAGUACACUCGCUCUCAAGGUUUUUUGACAGAGAGGAAAUAAAAUCAGAUAUGAGGAAGUUGAGAACAUUAUAUCCUUCAUAAGAUGAGAAAGGUUGCUAAACACAGAACAUUCCUACGUUGAGGGAUUAAAAAUGCUUCUUUUCACAGCAAGCAGUUGCCAAGGCCCAUCUAUAAAAUAUAUAUAUCCGUUGAUACUUACUGUAAAAAAGGAAAUCUAUAUUAUCUGUUUUUUAAAUCUACAGAGACAACCCCUGCACAGAGGUUGGGAAACAAAAUCAGCAAGCAGCCAGAUAUCUAUGAAUCAGAAGAUGUUAGUAAUGAGUAUGCUCAUUCAACUUCAAAUCUAGGUAUGUAGUACUUAUUUUCACAAGAUAGUUGCAAUACAAUGCACAAUUUUGACUCAGGCGACAAAUAUUUGUGAACACAGAAUUAGUCGUGCUUCCUGCUGAUUCAGAUCUAUGCAUGCACCAACUCGCAUCAAUACUGGAUAACUUAGCUUUCACAGAUGAACAACUCCUCUAUGGAUAGACCUGUCAAAAGGUCUUUGCAAGGAUUUAUAGUUACACAGAUGAAGUUGCAUUUUGCCACCCCCUAAUAUGCUUCUUCACCUGUGUAGCCCUGUGUGACUCGUGUGUAGCCUGUUUUGUGUACUUUACCCCCUUCAUGUGUCUCUUUUCCCCUUUUGUAUAUUGUAUUCCCUUUGUCAUUUUUAUUCCUACUAUUGCAUCUUUAUGCCCCUUUUGUGUUCUCCUACUGACUCUUGUGUCUCUUAUCUACCCUUUUGAAUUUCCUAACCACCUUUAGUGUGUCAUAUCACCAAUUUUGUCCCCCUCCUGUCUUAUAAACCUCCUGUUGUGUUUCAUAACCCCCUUUUUGUGUCUCUUACCUCCUGUGUCUCAUACUCCUUCCCUUUUGUAUCCCUUAUCCUCCUGUGUAUUUUACCCUUUCUAGGUUUCUUAACCACAAGUGUCUAACCCCCUUACUCCUAUGCCUUGUUGUCAGGGCUGGCUAAAGAAAAGCAGGGGUAGAAAGUGAUGAAACAAGAGUUCAGAUGUCACUAGAUCAAGCCAGAGGAGUGUUUCCUGACACUACCCCCACCUAAAGGAACACCCAUUGGGUCUUGUCAGGAAAGCUAUUGUGAAAUCUUUUGACUAAGAAGGGGGCAUGGACAUCCUGUUCAGGAGUCCAAGAUCUCUCCUCUGGUCCAUACCUAUUCCAGUGUACACUGUUCAAAAAAAUAAAGGGAACACAAAAAUAACACAUCCUAGAUUUGAAUGAAUUAAAUAUUCUUCUGAAAUACUUUGUUCUUUACAUAGUUGAAUGUGCUGACAACAAAUCACACAAAAAUUUAAAAAUGGAAAUCAAAUUUUUCAACCCAUGGAGGUCUGGAUUUGAAGUCACACAUUAAAAAUUAAAGUGGAAAAACACACUAUAGGCUGAUCCAACUUUGAUGUAAUGUCCUUAAAACAAGUCAAAAUGAGGCUCAGUAAUGUGUGUGGCCUCCACGUGCCUGUAUGACCUCACUACAAGGCCUGUGCAUGCUCCUGAUGAGGUGGUGGAUGGUCUCCUGAGGGAUCUCCUCCCAGACCUGGACUAAAGCAUCUGCCAACUCCUGGACAGUCUGUGGUGCAACGUGACGUUGGUGGAUGCAGCGAGACAUGAUGUCCCAGAUGUGCUCAAUUGGAUUGGUAUUGAACUUAUUGCAAACCAAGGCUUUAACAGGUGAGAAAUGAAAGUUUUGGGAAUGCUGAGGUUCCUAGGCAGAGCUAAGGUAUAGUCCACUAGUUUGACCCACCUGAUGAUGCAGUGCAGGCCAGCAUAUCUGGAUGCCAGUUUGGGAGUGGCAACACAGUUAAUGUUCCAGUGUACAACCAGACUGUCUUCAACCUGUCACAAAACUGCUGCCCUGUGCCUAUAGUAAGCAUAUCUAUUUUGGAGCAGUACUGAACAGCCCAGGUUGUCCUUAACUUUGGUCCAAAGGUAACAGAGUCCAACCAGGUGCAUGUCCAAAGCAGGGAUUCCAGACACAGAUCAUCCAGCAGAAAGAACUGUAGGGUGAAAGACCUGAUUCACCAAAAAAGGACUGCGUGAUUAGCAUUACUCCUGGCAUUCUCGGCUCAAAGUAGAAAGUUGGAACAUUUGUUUUGGUUUUCUGAGACAAAACAAUGGAGGUACUGCUCCAGAGACUGGUUAGACCUAUUGGUAGCACCAUUGGUGUGGAGAUGAUAGACAGAGGAAAACGAGAGCCUGAUGCCCAUCUCAUCACAAAAGAUCCUCCAAACUGAGAGAUAAACUGGUUCCCCCUGUUGGAGACAACCUCAUAGGGCAACCAGCAGAGCCUACCCACUUCCUUGGCAAACACAUUGGCAAGCUUGGCAGCAGAUGGCAACUUGAGGAGCGGAAUAAAGUGCACCAUUUUGGAAAACCUGUUGGCAACCAUAAGGAUGGUAGUAAAACCCUUGGAUGGAGGCAGGUCUUACUUAUUAUGUAACUAUUCAGUUAUGCCUGUUUGUACUACAUGAACUCCAAGCAGAUGAGAGAACUACAGUGUAUGUUGUGCAUAAAACUUUAAACCUCUUCAAAAGGAAGAAACACCUAAUACAAUAUUUAUUUGCCUAUCUGUCUCAAGACAUUUACCUGGAAAAGUUUCCCAAACUGAAGAAUAUUUAACAAAGUCUCUUACAAACUAAGUGCUACUAAUUGCUUCUGAGCACUGACAGCCAACUUACAUUAUUGUAGCUGCUUAUACAACUCUUCAAAUGGUUGGGUAAAAUUGAAGGUUGACUUGCUUUGGUUUGGCAUAAGGCUGAUAUAUUCUGGUUAUGGCACAUGGAGAAGAAGAAAAGUUUUAAAAAAACUUGAAGGUUGGAUUGUGAACAAUGCCAAAAAUGAACAUAGAAAAAAGGGACACACUUUUUUGUUUAAGACAUAUUACAAAUGAAUUCAUGUUUCAAAGAAACUCAGCUGCUAGGUGCUGUAACAACUUCUUAAAAACAUCUUUAAUUUGCACUACUAUAAGGAAUUGGUUCUAAUUCACUUGUGUGUUUUUAAUUUGCACACUACUAUUAGGAAUUGGAAAUAAUUCAUUUGUGAAAAUAGCAAUAAAAAAAGCUAAUCUAUUGCUAAAGAUUUGUAACUAGUUUAUUAGAUAUAUUUUAAAAAUUUAUUGUUUAUUUGAUAAUUAAUAAGGACAAGUUAGCACAAGUAAAAUAUUGCCUUUUGAAAAGCUUUAUUUAAAGUGAAUCAUUAAAAUAUUAAAUAAUAUAAGUGGCAUAAUAUAUAAUGUUGAAAUUCCUGAUAUAUACGGUUUAAAUUGCUUUGGAAAAUUUGGGCAACCCUUCAGUCCAAAGCAUCCCUUAUUAAUAAGAAGAUUGUGGCUAAUAUUUCUGCAUGUUAUUAAACCUUUGUUAUAGAUAUGAGCACGGUCCUCACAAGUAUUAAAAUUAGGAUUUUUUAUUCAAAUGAUCAUCUGCUAAUACUAUCCACUAAAAUCUGAAUUAUAGGAGUCCUAUAAUAUAUAGAUAUUCUCAAUCAAUUACAAUAUAAGUAAUACGAUAUAUGAUUUACAAUAUACAAUUUUUUACAAUCAAAUUUUCACUUCAUCACAAGACCAUAUUAACCCUAACAACAUGAAAGCUUAAAAAUAAUAAAAAUUAUAUAAUAACAAUAAUCAGAACAACAUGACACUAAAAUGAGGGGAAUCCCCAUAAGGUGAAACGCGUCUCAGGACAAAGUAUGUGGACAGGUCGUUUUAACAUAUUGUUGCUGUAUGCAAAUUUUAAUGAAGUAUAUAUUUUGCACUUGAUCUGACGUGUGAAAAUCCAUCUCCAUAUUCCUGGGAGAGCAAUACUUAUUAAAGAAGGGAGGUGUCACCCUAAUUGAUGUUAAGCUGGCUGUGCCUGGAGCCGGGUUAACACAAGCUUCAUUUAAGGUGAGCUAAUAAGCUUAAAAUUGAGAGGCUGUUUAUUCCUAAAAUCUACUACACAAAUGUUAUUUUUGUUUGUCAUGGAGAAAAAAAGUUAAAGAAAUGAGCAAAGAGGUGGUGUGACAUGUCAUGAUUCCCUUUUAUUCCAGAUGUUUGGUCCUUAAGGGGUUAAAGGCACUGAAGUAUUUGUGAUUAGAGCCAAACAAUACACAGUUUAAUACUCAUAGUAUAUGUUAUUUUAUCACUUUGAUAUUUCACUAUGAUUUGUAUUUGUAUACUCAAAGCUUAAAAAUAUUUUUUAUUAUUUUUAAGCUUUCAUGUUGUUAGGGUUACUAUGGUCUUGUGAUGAAGUGAAAAUUUGAUUGUAAAAAAUUGUAUAUUGUAUAUUGUAAAUCAUAUAUCGUAUUACUUAUAUUGUAAUUGAUUGAGAAUAUCUAUAUAUUAUAGGACUCCUAUAAUUCAGAUUUUAGUGGAUAGUAUUAGCAGAUGAUCAUUUGAAUAAAAAAAUCCUAAUAUUAAUACUUGUGAGGACCGUGCUCAUAUCUAUAACAAAGGUUUGGAGUUCGGGUUACACCAAAUAUUUUGUACACUAUUACAUCUGUUUUGACUACCGACACAUUUUCAUUAAGCGUGAACUCAUGCACCAUUUCCACUUUUUUAUUUUUUUUGUAAAUCCAUGUUUCUGUUUGUAAUUCUACAGAUGAUACCACUGCACAGAGGUUGGGAAAUGGAAUCAGUAAGGUGCCAGAUAUCAAUGAGUCAGGAGUAGAAGGUGCACUACCAGGAAUAGACCAAGGUCAGGAUUACAGAGGUAAGGAAAUAUGA
Molecule: messenger RNA, 22096 nt
Organism: Pelobates cultripes (western spadefoot toad)
Lineage: Eukaryota; Metazoa; Chordata; Amphibia; Anura; Pelobatidae
Source: the annotation of a GenBank genome assembly